UCAGUCAAGGCCAGCUCCAGUCACUCGCCAGCCGCCAUCUGCUGCUGGCGAGUAGGUCUCCACGAGGUCUGCCGCCGUCGGGCACUGCUGCGCGGCGUCCUCGCCAACAACACUGCACUCGACACACAGACACACCACACACAUCCCCUCCCUCCCAUGAAUGACACGGUGCACCCAUCCAUCUCCUUAAUUGCCAAUCAAUAUCGUUCAUGGUGGCCAUGACCUGGUCCAUGCUCAUGAACAGCCUGCGGGGGGUGUUGUUGUUCAUGCGGUCUCUCACCCAGCCGGCCCAGUCGCGUUUCUUGUAGUCAUAGUCAUCGGCGUUGAUGGUGUAGUGGGCGAGAAUGAGGGACACGUACGCCACCUGAUCGAUCGGUCAAUUGCACGCACUCAGGCGUAUGUGGGUGGUUGAGAGUGAGCUGUCGAUCGAACUGACCACCGAGAGGGGCGGCUGGUCCGUGACGGGCAGGUGCUCGUCGCCUGAGAGACGGAAGACACAGGGCCACGUGUGUGGUGUGUAUCCAUGUCUCUCUCCCCCCUCGCCCCCGUCUGCCUUUCUGUGUGUGUGUCUGCUCACAUCUGUAGGUGAACUGGUCCAUAAUGUUCGUCGCCAGGCAGAGGUACUUGUCGUCGAGGCGCAUGACGUUGGCGGCGUCGAGCAGCCUCUCGACAGGGCAUUCCACCACUCCGAGCGACUCGACAGAUACUGGCGCGGCAGCACAAACGCCUAAGGGCACACGUCACACCACAUCACACAGCAGCACAGUUCAGUUGGUUGUGUGUGUUGAUGCGCCGGGUGCUAUGGCCGUAGGUCAGUGAAUGGGAUGUCCGUACCUUGACUUGGGGUAUGCAGAUUUCCUCGCCGCCCUUCUCGGCAGCCGCCAUCUCUUCGUCCAGGGCACGUGGCGCCACCAUCUGCUGCUGGGCGGGCUCAGGCGAGUAGGGUGGUGGCUGGACCAACACACACACACACACAUACACACACGUGUGUAGUAUGCAGAUUGGCGGACUGUCUGGCAAAACCGGCUGACCUCGCAUGGCGAAACCGGGCAGACUUUCUUGUUGUGCUUUUGCUGCUGCGACUGCUCUGGUGGCGUCUUGUGCCCGUAGGUGGCGGUGCCCAGGUGAAAGCGGCCAGCCGUAGCCCAACGCUCAACGAAACUCGCCUGACAGGUGCAACAAAACGUCAUAUGUGGGUGUGGUGGGGUGUUCUUCUCCUCGCCCGUGUGUGAGUCUGUGUGUGUAUGGGCGAUGACUCGCGGGCUCACCAU
Vitrella brassicaformis is the source of this 1271-nucleotide messenger RNA. The record is from the annotation of a GenBank genome assembly. Lineage: Eukaryota; Vitrellaceae.